GGACAAUCACCGGACACAGAGAUAGGCAGGAUUUACGUGUUCGACUUGGACGACUGGGACCUGCCGGACAAGAAGUUCUACUGGGACGGUUUGGAACAUCCGCAGUUCAAGCUGGACGAGGACACCGGUAUGAUUUAUAUGAAGUCGGGCACUCACGACGGUAGAUACCAUCUGCGUUUCAAAGUCUACGACCGGAAGCACACGCAGACCGACGUGCCGGCGAACGUGACGGUCACCGUGAAGACGAUUCCUCACGAGGCUGUAUUGAAUUCCGGAUCGGUUCGAAUAUCUGGUAUAACCGACGAAGAUUUCAUUCGCGUCUGGGAUUACAAAUCGCAGACUGUAUCGCGUAGCAAGGCGGAACUGUUCAGAGAUAAACUGGCGCAUCUGUUGAACAUCGAUAGAGAGAACGUCGACGUGUUCAGCGUUCAGCUGCGUAGGAUGCAUCCGCCGUUGACGGACGUGAGAUUCGCGGCGCACGGCUCGCCGUAUUACAAGCCUGUGAGACUGAACGGGAUCGUGCUGAUGCACCGUGAAGAGGUAAAUUAG
Molecule: messenger RNA, 549 nt
Organism: Heterotrigona itama
Lineage: Eukaryota; Metazoa; Arthropoda; Insecta; Hymenoptera; Apidae
Source: the annotation of a GenBank genome assembly